AUGCCGAUACCAUUCCUCGAAGAAAACCCGGACCCCGUCCACAUCCUCAACAUAUCAACCCACAUGGACAAGACCCUCAAAGCCCUCACCGAAAAGACCCCCCAAAGCACAAAAGCCAUACUCUACACAAUCAGCCAAGAUACCCUCCUCGAAAACAUGCAGGUCCGCUACGGCCCAAACCACCACGUCUACGGACAACACGCCCAGGCAGGCCCUCCCAUCGGCCGCGUCCACUUCCACUUCAUCUCGUCCAAGAUGGAGCUCAACGUCCACGGCCGAGACUUUGUCAUGAAGCGCAGGAGUCCCAUUGGGGGCCACUACUUCACGUAUCCCGGAGUAAACGAAAUGCAAUGGAAGAGCACUUCGCUUGUGGGCAGUGGUCUCAAACUGGUCGACAGUCACGGUCGCGUGAUUGCGUGUACGAAGAAGUCAAUGAUGGGACACGUCAUGGGAAGCGGACCCAGUGCAAUUCAUAUUUUUGACAGGAUAGACGAUGGGUUUUUGAUGGAUCUGAUUGUUGUGACGGGCCUGGCUGCCAUUGAGUACAGGAGACAGUCGGAUGAAGCGUGGAGUUGGAUGAAGGAAGCUACUGGUUGA
This is a messenger RNA of Pochonia chlamydosporia 170, 597 nucleotides long. RefSeq lists its product as hypothetical. NCBI's taxonomy places the organism in Eukaryota, Fungi, Ascomycota, Sordariomycetes, Hypocreales, Clavicipitaceae. The transcript has a single exon. The coding region runs from base 1 to 597 and encodes 198 amino acids. The record is from RefSeq and is a predicted model, not a curated record.